AUUUUAAUAAAUGACAAUAGAACUAAUAAAUCAUUGUUCUGAUAAAUUAAAAGAUUUAAUAAGUGCUUUUAAAAUUAAAUUUAUCUUAGGAAAUAUGUUGUACAGCUAAUAACAUUUUUGUUUAAAAAUAUACUUGAGUUACUUAUAGAGGGAGUAAUAGAUCUACUUUCUCUAGUAACUGGUCAGGCAGAAAUCAAAUUUAGUAAUAAUAUUGAUUUUUAACUGAAUGGUAGUGGACAACACGAAGAAUUUAAUAAUUUAUUUCUAAAAAAUCAAGAAUAUAUUUUAAAAUAUAGGCGAAUCAGUAGAAGUAUACUAGAUACGGCCUUGUUCUUGUACGACGUAUACUAUCCAUCCUGAAAAUACUAAUCGCCUUGUGCCCACCCACCAAGAUGGCUCCUUUAUGGGGCAAUACUCGAUGUUUGACGUGAAGUUAUUUACACACUUAGAAUUAAACGAUCAUCGAAGCAAGUUCUAGACAUUUUUCGGUGCACCGUGAAUAUAAAAAAUAUCAGGAAAGAGUGUGUGCUGUACAGUAGUGAAGAAUCGAUUGAGUUCCUUAAGAAAAAAUUAUACGGACGGCCGGUUGGUACUAGUUCAGUCCGUCGAACAAAAUCUUAGACAGAUAUACAGUGUUAUUCCAAAGAAUGCUUUAUAAGACAAGAUAAAGUUUAAAGAUUGUCUAAUAGCACUAUAGAUCUGUGCUAUUUCUAACAAUGUAAUUUUAUCCAUCACACAACAAGAGUAACUUCAAAAUAACAGAGCUCAAAUGAUAUUUUGGCAAAUGUCAUUUGUUUAUAAUCGCUUACAUAUAAAUUUGUACAUUGUACAAAAGCUUGAUGUAUGAUAUUCAAUCAAUGUGAGAGAAGAAAAAGGAUAAAAUAAGAGUAGAUUAUUAAAGAUGUUACCAAAGGGAGGCAGUGCUGAUUUUCAUAUAAACUUUUAGAUCUGAUAUAAUGACCAAAGGGAUAUACAUAAAUUUUUAAUAGUGGCAAAAAUAAAUGGAUAAGAAAAAUUAUUAUUAGUGGUACUUAAAAAUGUCCUGAGUAAAAAUUGCAGAAGGAAAGAUUUUUAUUUUCACACUUAUUAAUGAUAUAAGUGAUCAAGUUAAGCUUUAAAGAUGGCAAGAAAAAGUGAUAAUAUCAAAACUAUCAAUGUUGCCAUUGUUGGUCUUUCUGGUACUGAGAAAGAUAAAGGACAAGUUGGUGUUGGAAAGUCAUGUUUGUGUAAUCGUUUUAUGCGUUCUUUGAAUGAUGAUUAUAAUGUGGACCAUAUAUCAGUGUUAUCGCAGUCGGAUUUUAGUGGCAGAGUGGUAAAUAAUGAUCAUUUCCUCUAUUGGGGUGAAGUUACAAAACCAGCAGAGGAUGGAUCAGAAUAUCAAUUUCAAGUGAUAGAGCAUACUGAAUUUAUAGAUGAUGCAUCCUUUCAGCCUUUUAAAGGUGGUAAAAUGGAACCUUAUGCAAAAAGAUGUGCAGCCACUAAAAUUACCAGUGCAGAAAAGCUUAUGUACAUUUGCAAAAAUCAAUUAGGUAUAGAAAAAGAAUAUGAACAGAAAGUUUUGCCAGAUGGUAAAUUAAAUAUUGAUGGUUUUUUGUGUGUAUUUGAUGUAAGCGUUGUACCAAACAGAUCUAUAGAGAAACAGGUGGAUAUAGUGGCAAACAUACUGAACAGUUUGAUGAAAACCAAAAAGCCAAUCAUUUUGGUAACAACAAAGAAUGAUGAUGCAAAUGAACAGUAUGUAAAAGAAGCUGAAAAAUUGGUAAUACGUAAAGAAUAUAAAGGUUCCAUUUUAAUAGUUGAAACUUCUGCACAUGAAAAUAUCAAUAUUGAUUUAGCAUUUAUGAUUUUGGCUCAAUUAAUUGAUAAAACUAAAAUGCGCAGUAAGGUAACACCGUUUGCAGAAGCAGCUAGAUCUAGGAAAGAACUUUUAGAUGCAUCAACAGAAUCUUUACAAAGAUUGAUUCGAAUACACGUUACCGAUUACCGCGCAUUGUGGUCUCAAGCUUCUAAAAAGUUAGCUCAGCACAAAGAAUUCUCAACAUUCGUGGAAUUAUUUGGUAUCGACGCAACCCAAAGAUUAUUUAGGCGACAUAUUAAAAAAUUAAAAGAUGAACAAGUAGCAAAGAAAAUUCAAGGAUACCUGGAUAUGUUACCCGAUAUUCUUCAUGAAAUAUGUCCUGAUAUAACAAAUUUGAUCAAUGAGGAGUGGUCGGCAGUGCAACAGUACAUAAAAGAACAUCCUGAUUUUCAUCAGUAUUUUUAUGAAUGUCCUGAGGAUAUUCCAUGGAUUGAUUGUGAUUUUGGUGAAAAUAAUGGAACAAAGAUUCCUUAUGAUGUUUUAGAAACUCCAGAAGCUGAAACUGUUUUUAAAAAUCAUAUAAAUGUGCUGCAACAAGAACAACGGCGAUUAGAACUUCCCAAAAGAUGGAAAAAGCAGUUUAAGCAGUUGCUGGAAGAAACUGGAUAUGUUACACCAGGGAAACAUUUAUCCGAGGUCAGAGUGCUUUUCAUGGGUAGAGAAUGCUUUGAAGCUCUUUCCCACCAUGAUUGUCAAGAAAUAUAUGAUCAACACCAAAAGGAAAUCAUUGAAAAGGCCAAACAUAAUUUUCAAGAACUAUUAUUAGAACAUGCUGAUUUGUUCUAUCACUUCAAAAGUAUAGCACCAUCUGGAACUAUAACACAAGAUGAUAUUAAAGAGAUAACAGAUGCAUUAGUGGAUGACUUUAGGUAUAAGGCUUUAGAUAGAUUAGAUCAAGAUAGAAAAUUAAUGCUUUUUCAACAUUUGGGAUUUGUACACUGUCCUAUAAGAGAGCAUUGUCCAGCUUAUCCAAAUUGUAUGGAUGCACUUAUAGAACGGAUACUUGGAACAAAAGCACAUAGGCCUUCUUCGUGGAAUCAUAGCAGUCAGUGGCAGUUAACAUCUGAUAAUAAUCAAUUAAAUUUAGUUAUACUUGGAAGCAAUGGCCUUGGCGAGGAAUUUGCUCGUGAAAUAAGAGCACAAACAGAGGAUGACGAAGUAGAAAUUGAUUGUCAGUUAUAUACACUUGGAUAUCGAAUUAUCGAUGGUGAUGUCGGAUUACCGCACAAUUCAUUUACUACUUCAGACUUCAUGCCCCAUGGAUCUUUUUGUAUUUACUCAAAUGAGGAUUCAUUCGAAUAUAUUCGAUCGUCUUUAGAGAAAACAUUAUUAUCGAAUUUAGAGCAAGAGGAUAGGUUACCAUUUCAAGGAUUACCUAUCGUCAUUAUGUUUGUACCAGAAUCUACUAUAGACGAACUGGAAGCAAUACGACUUAAGGAAGAGGGUCAGAAUCUUGCUGAUAGCUUACAGUGUCCAUUUAUCGAUGUCUGCAUAGAAGAUUUAGAACAAGAUAAAAGAUUUCCUACUCCGCUUGUGAAAGAUGCAUUACAACAACUGAUACAAUCUAUAAAUCAUAGAGCUGGUUUUCUAAAUAUUUAUCAAAGUGUUAUUGAGUGUUUGGAACCUGAUAUAAGAAUAAUAAUGUGUAUGUUUUGUGGAGAUCCAUAUUCCGUGGAAAACGUACUCGGACCUUUACUCAAUCAUCAGUGUUGUUUUCUUAGCGGCGAUCGAUCGAUUGUUUUAGAAACAUUUCUAGGAGAAUCGAAACGAAGAGUUGAAGUUAUUAUUUCAAGUUUCCAUGGGGCGAAUGCGUUUAGAGAUGAAUUAGUACACGGCUUUAUAUUGGUCUACUCCACAAAAAGGAAAGCAUCCCUCGCAACGCUUAAUGCAUUUUCCAUGAAUAUACCAAACUUACCGAUACAAAUAAUGGCUGUGACUGAUACUGGAGGUGCUAAUGCUUUCUUCAGUAAUGAUUUGAGUCAUUUACUUAUCACAGAGGGAAACGCAAUUGCGGAUAAAUUACAAGCCCACUUUAUGACCUCGGCAUCCAGUUGUCAACAAAAAACGGCCUUUUAUACACCAUUUUUCAAAGAAGUUUGGGAGAAAAAGCCUGAAAUUGAACAAGCCUUUAAUAUGGAAGAACCAGGCAAUUUGAAUGAUAGUGGUGAAGGUACUCUAGAGUAUUCUGCAUUACACCCUAUGCCACCACCACGACAUGAAAGUUAUCAUCUUCAGACACCAGAUGAUGGUAUGUCUGUAACUUUCAGAAGCGGUUCUGAGUCGUAUGAACAGUUAACCCCGGAUGGUGACCUUGGAGAUACAGGACUGAAUGAACAAUUUGCAGACAAUAGAGCCACACCUAGCGAUGACAGUGAUAUUUAUAGCCAAGUAGAUUUUUACAGGGAAGAAAGGGAAAGAGAAUUGUUAAAAUCUGGCGAUAUUACGAACAAAUUAGCCGGAUGGGUGAAGGAUACGUUUAUGCACCAAGAUGGAGUAACUAAUAGUUACUCGCAUAGAGCUUUUACUACGGGUAGACGUCACAUUUCUCAAGCGAAACCGCGACCAAAAGGAAAUAGCCAAACUUUAAAACAGCCUGGAAAGAUAAAUUUGAAAGAUUUCUCGAAUGUAACAGAUGCCAUAGCCAGAAUGACAGUAGGCGAAAAGGAUGAACACGGUCCUAAAUUGACAAUGGGUCAUGCUCCUCUUGCUACACCCGAAUUAGUAGAUCUUGGCUCUGAAUAUGCUCAAGUUAAAGAUGUGGUACCAAGCCUAUAUCCUCCUUAUGACGGCGAUUAUAUGUAUGCUUUAGUACAAGACUCUAUCGGAAAUAAUAAACCUAAGCUACGUCACAGACGCGACAAGGGACAACCCUCGUACAGUGAUUCUGAUUCGGAAUGGAGUUCCUUGGAAAGGCAAAAGGUAGCUGACGUAUUAGGAAAAGCGAAUAAGAAACCACCAUCGCACAAGAGGAUACGAAAAAAACGUACAGCUAUACCUGUUGCUGCACCAAAAGUUCCGUCUUUAGCUAGUAUGGGAAGCGGAGAUGGUAUUGUUGGCCUGAAUUACAAUAUCAAAGAAGAUAAAAAUUGGCGUGUAAACCCAGCAGAGCGUGUAUCCAGCGAAACGCCAGAUUCUUCCGAGUCCAGUGAUCCGGAGCACACUUCCAGAUCAAGAUCCAAACAAUACAAACAUGCGGCCGCUAGUCUGCGAAAAAGAUUCGGAAAUUCAUUGCCGCAGCAACACCUAUCAACGUCGUUACAACAUCCUUACAAUGUGAAACAUAUGACCCAAGAGAUGUUUAGUGCUUCCUCGAAGCACAGGAGUGACAAUACCUUUGGCAACAUUCCAGAUGAUGAAUCCAGCCUAGACGUUUCUUCCCCACGAGAGAUUAAUUCUCCCAGUAUAUUUUAUUUUGAUAUCUUAAACAAGGUCAAAGAUGGUGAUAAAUUGAACAGAAAGAAGGAUAAACAGAAAGCAAAAGAAGAUGAGAAAUUAGAGAAACGCCGACAAAAAGAAGAAAAGUUAAAGAAACACGCGGAAAAGGAAAAGGAGAGAGAAAAGAAAAAGCAAGAGAAAAUAAAGCAAACUAAAGGACCUGGGGCAGCAUUGACCAUGAGCCAACCACUAAUUGAAGAUUUUGCUCAGAGUGAAACAAAUCGAAUACCCCUGUUUCUGGAAAAAUGUGUGCAAUUUAUUGAAGACGAAGGAUUAGAUUCUGAGGGGAUAUAUAGGGUUCCUGGAAACAGAGCACACGUGGAACUUUUGUUUCAAAAAUUCGAAGAGGAUGGAAAUGUCGAUAUACAUUCACUAGACAUACCUGUAAAUGCUGUUGCAACUGCUUUAAAAGAUUUCUUUUCAAAGAGGCUACCACCAUUGAUCGAUAAAGAUCGCAUGAGUGAACUUGAGGAUAUAUCGGGAGCACGUGGUAUCAGUAAACCAAUGUCCGCAACAUGUAUGAAUAUGGAAGAUCGAAGCUGCAGGUUAUUAGCACUACGUUUAAUGCUCAACAAGUUGAAUCCAGUAAAUUUUGAUGUACUCAAAUUUAUCUUUCAUCAUUUUGUAAAAGUUGCUGAAAAUUGUAAACUGAACAGUAUGGACAGUAAAAACUUGGCAAUCUGCUGGUGGCCUACAUUAUUACCUAUAGAAUUUAAUGAUCUUGGCAGAUUUGAAGCGAUGAGACCAUACUUGGAGGACGUAGUUCAAACGAUGAUCGAUCAAUAUCCUUUCCUGUUUUGUGGUGAAGAAGCAAUCGUAAUGGUGUAGUAAAAGACUACAUAACUUUUUAAUUGUACAACUAGAACUUUGUACGAACAUCAGAAAAAAAAAACAAAAAACUGUUGUGCAUCUAUAUUGAUGCGGAUCGGUUUUUUGCAAACGUUCAGUCCUUCGGGUCACGAGAAGAAACGAUUGGUCUCGCUAUGUUUAUAAUAUUUAAGAUUUUAUCGUAGUAUGUUUGAACUACGAUUAGAAUAAUCCUCGUGACGCAAAAAAGACCGAACAAAUUAAUUUAAGUUUACGUAUUCGUUCCAUUGCGAGGUGUGACUGGCGGAGUGAUAGAUAAUGGCCCUAAUGACGGCCGUUUACAGGCCCAAUAAUAACGCGAAUAAUAAAAAAAAGUCAAUCCAUGUGUCAUAACAGUAUGCAUGUAUCAUGUUGGGUGUAUUCAGAGCGAUGUAUUUAUUAACAUAUAUUUAGAUAUAAGACUCGAUAUUUGAUAAUAGCGAAUAAUCGUAGUGAGCUCGAUGUUGCUUUUUUAUCUGAUGAUUUAAAAAAAUUUCUUUUCUUUCUGUUGUAUUUUUUUUUUUACAGAAUAAGAAACUGCCGUAUGCGAUGUGUGCGCACGUGCGUGUGUGAGAGAGGGGGAAGAGAAAUGGCGCAAUCUCAUAAAGGAAUAUUCGUAUUCUAAACGCGUUAAAGACAUUAUCAUGGACUGUACGUAAUCUCAUAUACAUAUUUUCUUGAAUUCUUACACAUUUUAUACAGCAAUGAUAUCAAAAAGUGGCAAAUACUUUUACAAAUUCGAUUUUUGGAUUAAUCGAUUAUCGUUUUGUUCAGUCUCGAAGAUACUUUUCAAAUUCGCAACUUAUAGAUUUAUCUCGAAUCAGUAUUUUCAGAAUACUCAGUUUGAUUUAAUGGGGCUGUUUAAGCUCGUUGGUGAUACAAUUCAUAAUAUAUCCAUUCCGUCUGAAUGAAAAAGAAAAAUGACAAAAAAAAAGAGAAAAAAGGAGGAAACGAAAAAGCGUCACAUAUUAUAAUUGUGGUUUUUUCAAGAUGUGCAGCGAGUAAGUGUUUAUGUCAAAGCGAAUUGUAAGAAUAUCGAUACGGUUUUAAUUACUAAGGUAAACAUUUUCAAGAUUUCCGAAUUUAUAACAAAUUACGGGAAUACUAAAUACUAAGAACAAUACUUAGAAUCACACAGACACUUUUUUCAAGUUUCAUAAAAGCGAACAUGUACAUAAGAUUAUAAGAUUGUACGCUACGAAAAAGUUUAUAACGAGUACCGAGAGGAUCGAUAAUCGAUACUUUUCGAGAUUAUUCAGUGGUCGCCGUAACGUUCACAAGAAUCGCUUUUAUUCUUUAUUUCUUUUUUUUACGCGAUGCAUGUUAUUCGAAACUAUGUAAGUGACUAAUAGACGAAGGUUCGUGUUUUUAAUCGCGUAUUUGUAUUUUCUGUAACAAACGUUUCGUCUGUAUUUAUAAAAAGGUAUUUAUAAAUAUUUCAUUCUAUUUCUCGAACAACUACGUAGAUUAACCACGACAGCAAAGUUUGUAAUCGGUCGUCGAACUAUACCCGCCAUUGUUUCUUUUGUACCUGCUGUGUUAUCCUUAACGACGAAUUUAUUUGGCGAAAACUGUAAUUACAAAAAAACUUGCGCACAUCAAUUUCUUGUGUGUUCUCAUGGAUAAUAGUUCUGACGAUCGUCGUUAGUGUCCUAAGGAUAAAAUUCGAUGAUAUAUGAUAGCAAACAUCAACAAAUCAAACGACUGAGCCAUUAGAACUGUGAUGUAGUUACUUGUUUUUAAAUAAUGUAUAAUAGUAAUCAUUGAAAAGCAAACGGAUUAUUCCACGAUGCUUAGAACAGAA
Molecule: messenger RNA, 7943 nt
Organism: Osmia bicornis bicornis
Lineage: Eukaryota; Metazoa; Arthropoda; Insecta; Hymenoptera; Megachilidae
Gene: RhoGAPp190
Product: rho GTPase-activating protein 190
Exons: 23
Coding region: 1121-6121 (1666 amino acids)
Biological process (GO): signal transduction
Molecular function (GO): GTPase activity; GTP binding
Source: RefSeq, a predicted model, not a curated record